Molecule: messenger RNA, 948 nt
Organism: Propithecus coquereli (Coquerel's sifaka)
Lineage: Eukaryota; Metazoa; Chordata; Mammalia; Primates; Indriidae
Product: zinc finger protein 776-like
Exons: 1
Coding region: 1-948 (315 amino acids)
Biological process (GO): regulation of transcription by RNA polymerase II
Molecular function (GO): RNA polymerase II cis-regulatory region sequence-specific DNA binding; DNA-binding transcription factor activity
Source: RefSeq, a predicted model, not a curated record
AUGACGGUGCAAACUCAUCAGCACCAGAAGCUGCACACUGGAGAGAAACCCUACAGAAGCCGUGUCAGGAGAACAUCGUUUGUAAAGAGAUGUGAGUCCCAUGUGUUAGGGGAGCCACUUGUCUUCUGUGAAGUUAGGAAGGACUCUUUGCCAAGCUCAGGAUUACUCCAGCAAGAGGCCACUCACACUGGGGAGAAGACAAACAGUGAAACCAAGCAGAGACCACCUUUUCAGAGGAAAAAACUGACUAGAGCCCCGGAGAAUGCACAAAAGCCUUCAGCACCAAACAGUUGUUCAGCACCAGAAGUCUGUCCCUUAGAGAAGGAUGUUAUGUGUGCAAUGAAUGUGGGCAAUCCUACCUAUAGCAAAAGGAAUAGCUUCAAUAAUCAUCAGAGAGUUCACCCUGGAGAAAGACCUUAUGACUGGGUGGAAGGUGGGCAAUCUUUUAGUCAAAGGACAACCUCAUUCAGCAUCAGCAGGGACACACAGGAGAAGGGGCCUUGUAAGUGUGCAGAAUGUGGGAAAUCAUUUAGGUACAAGUCCCACCAUUUUGAGCAUCAGAGAGUUCACACUGGAGAGAGACCUUAUAAUUGUGGCGUAUGUGGGAAAUUAUUUUACAAGAAGUCUCACCUUCUUGUACACCAGAGUGUUCACACUGGAGAAAGGCCACUCAAAUGCAAUGAAUGCGGGAAAGCAUUUACCCACAGCUCUGCACUCCGUGUUUGUCAGAGAGUUCACACCACACAAAAGCCUUGUGAGUGUAAUGAAGGUAGGAAAUCCUUUGCUGAAAACUCCACCCUCAUCAAACACAAAAGAGUUCACACUGGAGAAAGGCCUUAUGAGUGCAGUGAAUGUGGGAAACCCUUUGCUGAAACCUCCAGUUUCAUUAAUCAAGACUUCCCAUGGCUUCCAAAGAAAGACUUCAAACUUUGUGACUUUUAUUUAUAA